Molecule: messenger RNA, 1883 nt
Organism: Acanthopagrus latus (yellowfin seabream)
Lineage: Eukaryota; Metazoa; Chordata; Actinopteri; Spariformes; Sparidae
Product: kynurenine--oxoglutarate transaminase 3-like
Exons: 14
Coding region: 150-1502 (450 amino acids)
Biological process (GO): biosynthetic process
Cellular component (GO): cytoplasm; mitochondrion
Molecular function (GO): L-kynurenine:2-oxoglutarate transaminase activity; pyridoxal phosphate binding
Source: RefSeq, a predicted model, not a curated record
GAACGCAGCAUCACUUUCUCCAGUCCUUGGCCCCGCCCCCUGACCGCUGCGCUCUGUAUGUGUGUAUGUGAGCGCUUCAGGGUUACUACAUGUAAGUUGUGAAUUGUGGUUGCUGACCUGCUGGUGCCUUAACUUCUAUCUGUACAUGCAUGAUCAUUGCACGACAACUCCUGCUUCGCACCAGGUUUGCAUGUCAUUCAGUGAGCAUAAACUGCAGAUGGUUUUGCACUUCACAGCAUAUAAAGAUGUCACGGCACACUCACUCAAAAAGAAUCGAGGGACUGGACAAGAAUGUGUGGGUGGCGUUUACGUCACUGGCAGCGGACCCGUCUGUCGUUAACCUGGGUCAGGGCUUCCCAGACAUUCCUCCACCUUCUUACAUCAAGCAGGCACUAGCGGAGGCUGCAUCAGUGGACAGGAUGAACCAGUACACCAGAGGCUUUGGUCACCCAUCCUUGGUGAAGGCCCUUUCUCAGGUUUAUGGGAAGGUCUGUGGGCGCCAGAUUGACCCCUUAAAAGAAAUCCUGGUCUCAGUAGGAGGUUAUGGUUCCUUAUUCAGCUGCAUGCAGGGACUGGUGGAGGUGGGAGAUGAGGUCAUCAUAAUCGAACCUUUCUUUGAUUGUUAUGUGCCUAUGGUGCGAAUGGCCGGGGCCAAACCUGUGUUGAUACCGCUACGCCUUAAAUCUGGAAAGAAGACAAUCACAAGCGCCGACUGGUAUCUCGAUCCAGAUGAGCUUUCCAGUAAAUUCAACUCCAAGACAAAGGCCAUCAUCAUCAACACCCCUAACAAUCCUAUUGGGAAGGUUUUCACCAGAGACGAGCUGCAGAUGAUUGCCGACCUCUGCAUCAAACACGACACUCUGUGCUUCAGUGACGAGGUCUAUGAGUGGCUCAUCUAUAGGGGACACGAACAUAUCAAGAUUGCCACUCUGCCUGGAAUGUGGGAUAGAACAGUCACUAUCGGCAGUGCCGGGAAGACGUUUAGUGUUACUGGAUGGAAGCUCGGUUGGUCCGUAGGACCUGAGCACUUGAUAAAGCAUCUUCAGACCGUCAUGCAGAACACGCUGUAUACCUGUGCGACACCUUUACAGGAGGCCGUGGCACAAGGUUUGCUCCGGAACUUUGAGCUGAUGGGUCAACCAGAGUGCUACUUCACUUCACUGGCUGAGGAACUGGAGGGCAAGAGGAACCGCAUGGCCGCCAUCAUAAAAGAUGUCGGCAUGACUCCUGUUAUCCCGGAGGGAGGCUACUUCAUGCUCGUCGACGUCACAUCUCUCAAUCAGGACCUGUCACAUGUGGUCGGUGAUGACGAUGAAGCCUACGACUAUAAGUUUGUGAAGUGGAUGGUAAAAGAAAAGAAACUGGCAGCCAUUCCAGUCACAGCGUUUGUUGGAGAUGAAUCCAAGAAGGAGUUCGAGAAAUAUAUUCGCCUUUGCUUCAUUAAGCAAGACAGUACUCUCGCCGCUGCGGAGGAAAUCCUUAAAGGCUGGAAAAAGGUUUAACGGGACUCACCGUCUGAACGGCAUUCGAUAUUCGAAUGUUGCACACAAACUGCAGAUUGAUGAAAUGAUCAUAGUUAAAAUCAUGACGAGUGAAAUGCCUCUGAAUCCUGUUUUAAGGGAGAUAAUCUAACAAUCAGUGUUACUGACCUGAGCUGCUGUGAGAAAUCCUUUAAGCUGUGAGAUCGUGUUGAUUUGAGAUGAGAUGCCAUUUUUAUCUAUUGCCCCACAGUGGAUGUGAAAAAAACCCCCAGUGUUCAUUCCUGUUGUCAUACAGUAUUGAUUGAUUCAGUUGAUAUUUUUGAGUUUCUAACAUUCGAUAUUCCUCCUGGCUGUGACUGUGCCCUGUCUUGAGUUUCUAAUAAAACUGAAACACAGAUACAA